This is a messenger RNA of Cervus elaphus (red deer), 7167 nucleotides long. It is a transcript of the gene TNFRSF8, whose product is annotated as TNF receptor superfamily member 8. The transcript has 15 exons. NCBI's taxonomy places the organism in Eukaryota, Metazoa, Chordata, Mammalia, Artiodactyla, Cervidae. Gene Ontology annotation, molecular function: transmembrane signaling receptor activity; protein binding. The coding region runs from base 342 to 2138 and encodes 598 amino acids. The record is from RefSeq and is a predicted model, not a curated record. Gene Ontology annotation, biological process: signal transduction.
AAGGCGAGUAUGGCUUUCCUGAGUCAUCUCUGCACGUGUGUUCUCCCAUUUGUCUUGACCGCUAAGUAGCUGCGUUCCUGGAAACAGGAACUGGGUACCUAGUGCGCCUCGGGUAGUGGUGGAAGGGAAAGGUUAAGGCUGAAACUUCGGAGAAGGAGCGUCCUCUUUUGAAGUGACUUCGCAGCGUGCGGUUGGGGCCUGCGAGGUGCGCCGAGGGUCUGCGAGGUCCGCCCGCGCUUGCGCGGCUGCUGGUCUCGGGCACCACACGUGGGUGCAGCGCGCUACCCAGGCUGAGCUGGUGGGCGCGGGCUGCGAGCCCAGUCCUCCGCCCCGGCCCCGGGAUGCGCGCCCUCCGUGCUGUGCUUGGUCUGUUGCUCCUGGGGGCGCUCCGAGCCUUCCCGCAGAGGCGAGCCCCUGAGAAUGACUGUCUUGGAGACCUCAGCCGCUACUAUGACAAGGCUGCCGGGAAGUGCUGUCACCGCUGCCGUGAGGGGUAUUCCCCGAAGCAGCUGUGCCCAGAGGGGUCCCACCACUGCGAGAGGCAGUGUCUGCACGAUUAUUACUUGGACAUCAAUGACCGCUGCACGGCUUGUGUGAGCUGUUCUGGAGACCUCGUGGAGAAGAAGCCAUGCUCAAGGAACUCCUCCCGCGUCUGUGAGUGCCGGGCCGGCAUGUUCUGUGGCACGUCAGUCGUCAACUCCUGUGCCCGCUGCAUCCCCCAUUCUAUCUGCCCAGCAGGGAUGGUUGUCAAGUUGCAGGGCACAGCACAGAGGGACACCAUCUGUGAGCCGGCUUCUCGAGGGGCCAGCCCCAACUGCAGCACCAGCCUGCAGGACUGCAAAGGCCCCACCAGUGGCGCCAUCUCCCAGGCCAAGCCCACCCUGACCUCCCCAGCAAGCCCUAGUGCCAGGACCAUGCUUCUUGGAGGGGGCAUCCCCCUCACCCCAGAAGAUGCUUCUAAAAUGACUCCCAACUCCAGCUCCUUCGUGGGGAAGCUCAAUCCAGAUCCAGGGCUGACCCCGCAGCCCCCAUGCCCUCAGGGGUCUGCUGACUGCAGGAAGCAGUGUAACCACGACUACUACCUGGACAGGGAUGGUCGCUGCAAGGCCUGUGUGACAUGUUCAGGAGAUGGCCUCGUGGAGAAGACUCCUUGCACAUGGAACUCCUCCCGCGUCUGUGAGUGUCAGCCUGGUAUGUUCUGUGCCACGCCGGUGACCAAUUCCUGUGCCCGCUGUGUCACCCGCCCCAACUGCCCACCAGGGACGCUCACCAAGCUCCAGGGUAUGGCUGAGACAGGCACCACCUCCCAGGCUGAGCCAUCUCCAGCAGGGAGCCCUCCUGACUGCAGCACCAGCCCGGAGGACCGUGGGGCACCUGCCAGCCCCACCCCCUCCUUGGUCUCCCUGGCCGACUCCCUGACUGGUAAGGAGCAUGGAGGGGGUGUCACCCACGCCUGGGAGGACAUCCCAAUCUCAACCAGUGCUCCCAUCUCCUUCUCCUCCACGGGAAAGCCGGCUCUGGUUUCAGGACCUGUGCUUUUCUGGGUGAUUCUGAUACUGGUGGUGGUCGUCAGCUUCAGCUCCUUCGUCCUGUGCCACCGGAGGGCCUGUAGGAAGUGGAUUGGACAGAAGCUGCAUCUGUGCUACCCAGUCCAGACCUUCCGGCCCACGCUGGAGCCUGUGGAUUCCAAGCCCGGGAGGAACCCGAUACUGACCAAGAGCAUAUCAGUGGCAGACCCAGGCAAUGAGGAGCAGGGUUUACUGAGCCGCCCAGCUGUGGAGACCUGCCUGGAGAGCCUGCGGCUGCUGGAGGCCAGCCCAGUCAGCAACCCCCCAUCCCCCACAGACCUACCUGAACCCCGAGGGACCAUGGAGCACACCAACAACAGGAUUGAGAACAUCUACAUCAUGAAAGCUGACACCGUGAUUGUGGGGACCGUGAAGGCCGAGGUGCCUGAGGGCCAAGGCCCAGCGGGGCCAGCCGGGCCCGAGCUGGAGGAGGAGCUGGAGACGGACUAUGCCUCCCACUACCCGGAGCAGGAGACGGAGCCACCGCUGGGCAGCUGUGGGGACGUUAUGUUCUCGGUGGAGGAAGAAGGGAAGGAGGAUCCCUUGCCCACGACCGUCUCUGAGAAAUGAGGGCUGGGCUGGGGCUGAGAGGGCAGCUGGGUGCCUCUGGAAGGCCACAGUGCCCCUGGUGGCACCCCGCGGGUGGCAGAGGCCUGUCUGGCCUGAAGUGAGAUUCCCAGCAUCCAGUGGUGGACCCAGCCUGUCUAUACGGGAGGUCCCGCUGUUCUAUACUUGUAUCCCCACCCAGCUGCCUCCCAACCCAGACCUUGGGGAGUCUCUGCUUGUGCGGCAGAGACAACCAAGGGGCUGGAUCUGAAUGACCAGGAGGGCCUGGGCCCCGUGCCUUCUCCUGCUGCCAAGAAGAUGCCCCAGAGUCCUGGGUAUCAAACACACACACCAAGCAGAGGCUGAGGCCACGAGGCACAUCUCCCCCGCCCCCAGACCCCACUUUCUCCAUCACUCUGGCCUCAGGAGUGAUGCCCUCCAGGCCUCACUGCUGUGCCAGCCACCCCUAGUUACUGUGAGUGGCCCUGCGGACAUGGAGCCAAUGCCUAUACUUGUUUCUCCUAAAUCAGAAGGGAAGUCAAGUAAUGGGGUGUUGUCCGCUUGCCUCAUCUUGGCCGCAGCCACAGUGCUGCGCUCUGUGCGGACGUGAGUCCCCAGUCUGGCCUCCAGCCCUGCCUGGGCCACUGGGACCCUCCUAGUCUUGCCAGUCUGUCAGAGUUCUGCAGUCUGUUCCACAGUGGGCCCACGGCCCAGGGCAUGUCACUGUCCCCGAAGCAAGAGACAUCUGGGACCCAGCUACCUGAAGAUUCUCAGCAGCCAUGGCGCCCUGGCCUAGACGGAGGCCCUGCCCACCCAGCUGCUGCCUGGAGAAGGGCCCUGCUCUGCUUCACCCAGGGGGCUUCCUUGCUAAAUGAAGAAGGGGAACUGUGGGCCCUUCCUGGGUUCUUGCCUGCUCUGUGGGGACCAUGUGCUCUGUCUUGGGUCAUGAAGAUACAUCCUUCCCAGACCUGCCAGGUAUACACAGAUCCUGAUGGUCCCAGGCCCAGCCUCGGGCUCCAGCCGCUCAGCGCCUGUGAUGGAGACUGGGUGUAUGUGCUCCGUCAUGUCCGAGUCUUUGCGAUCCCAUGGACCCCACAAGGUGUGACACCACCAGGUUCCUCUGUCUGUGGGAUUCUCCAGGCAAGACUACUGGAGUGGGUUGCCAUUUCCUCCUCCAGGGGACCUUCCCCACCCAGGGAUUGAACCCCCAUCUCCUGCAGCUCCUGCCUUAGCAGGUGGAUUCUUUACCGUUGAGCCACUUGGGAAGCCCUAAAGGCGAUUUGGGUGUACAUGCUCACGUGGAUGUCAAAAAGCUCCCUGGUCUCACCCAGACAUUCUGCCAGAAAACAAAGAACAUUUUGUGGUUCAAUCUGGACUUCAGGAUUUUUGCGUUUCACAGUAAAGAUCCAGUGCCCUGACGUGGGGCUGCGGCAUCCUGCUCUCCUUGGGGCUCUCAGACUCAAGUCAACAAACAAACAGCCUUGGAAAAGGAGUGUGGGCAGAUGAUAAGUCUGCCGUGGCCCCGGGAUGCACAGUCCGGGCAGCCUGAAGGCUGUUGGAAUUACCCUCUGGAAGGCAGGCCAGGGAAAGCUGCUGUUUACUCACCAGCCCACUCAGUCUCUGGAGGAAGUUGAGGCUGGGUCAGGCAUCACAAGGGUAGUUUCUGAAACCACUCAGAUGUUUUGGGGAAAGUUGGAGAGACGCUGGACACUGGGAGAGACAGUUUACAUCAGAACCUGAUGUUUACAUGGGCUGGACAACUGCCAAAAUGCCCUUCGCAAGGACAGUAUGGGUGCUCUGCACCCUCCCCCCACCCCCAAGGGCUCUGCAGCCAUGACCUGAGGAUAUUGACAUAUGGUUCACGGAAUGACAGGCUCCCUUGCUGUCACAAAACUUUGAUCCUUUAAAAAUUCAUAAGUUCCCUUAGGAAGCAAUUGCAAGGUUCAGGAAAUUCUCCCUGAGAUUUGAGUACGUCUGAGCGAUCCCUCUCCAGUCAGGAUAGGGGUUUCCCCUUUAUCUCUGCCCCCAGACACCUAGGCUAUCAGCCACUGGGGACAAGGAGCCUCCUGUCUGCUGGGGCAGCCGUUCCCACUGCUGGAGGUUUUUCCCUGUGGAUGGAGGCAGACCAUUCCUUGUGUAAUGCCCCCUCCCUGGUCGGUCCAAGGCCCAGCCUUUGAGGAUACUCAGAAUAAAGCCCUCAGGUUCCAAGGUUCCCUUUGGGUAGGAGGGAUACAUGGUUUCCCCACGAUCCUUUUUCCCUCUGGGCUGAACCUAGCAGUACCCCAGCUAAAGGGAGUCACUUAGUAGCAAAAUGAACGCCCCAGCUUGGGGAACCCAGAGAGGACCGGGGGUGAAUGUAAGCCUUGGGCUUAGAGUCAGAGCUAGGAAGGUCAGUCUGCCUCCCUGGUGUCAACAAAAAAUUCAUCUAUCUAAGAAAGAAUUGGAAGACUGUAUUUGAGCCAAAUGUUAGGACUAUAAUCUGGGAAGAGCAUCUCAGAAAGCUCUGAGGACUAUUCCACCCAUUAGAAGUCAAGACACAGUUUAAGUUUUUUUGAGACAGAGGGCUGUACAUUAAAUGACAUAUUAUUGACCGGUUUACAUCAUCCAGAUCUAAGUGCCAUUGUGGUGGGUCAUGUGACCCCUUAUAAGACCAAGAAGCAAUGCCAUGUUUUAAGGAGUUGUCUUGUUGAUGCUAUGAGUACAUGACUGGUUGAGCUGGUGUUCCUGCUGAUGAAAGUCUGGUUUGAUGCAUAAUACAGAUACACAAUGUAGUGGGGGGAAGAGGGGAAGCCAGAUGGCAGAGAAGAAUUCUUAUGUUUAAAUUUCUCUUGCCUUGCCAUAAAAGAUGAAUUUUAUUUCACAGCUUGUCACACUCAGGGGCAGUCUAGGGCCUCCUCUCCACCACAGGCAGCCAGCCCGAAGCCCGGCUCUGACUGUGUCUGCCUUGGGGGCUGGAGGGAGGUGACCUCGCCCGCCCCACCUCCAGGACUCCAGCCCACACCCAGAUCUCACAAUCAGCCGGGCCACUGAACUAGCCGCUGCCUGUCACGUGGUCCACCUGAGAGCCAGAGAGCGUUUCCCUGCCCUGCCUGCCCAGCAACGAGGGAUCCUGCCUUCACUUCUGGUCAUUCUGAUGUCCAGGUGGGCAGAUGGACAAGGCCCCAGAUGCCUAGAAUUGCAAUUCCCAGGCUCUGAGGAGCCAGCCCACACGUGCUCACCCCUCUUCCUGAACAGUUGUAGUCAGGGAGUGACAGUAAGUGAUGUGUAUUGCGGAAACUAUUGCAUCAAAGAAAAUCCGUUGUUUCCCAAGGCCGUCCUAUAGGUUGCAAGCUACUGUAAGGUUCUUAGAAUCUCUAAGGUCAGGGUCAGUCCCUAAGCGAGAACAAGGGACUGAAUCUCCAGAGCAUCGCUCCAGCCACAAGAGCCUAAAGAAGGUGUCUUAGAUGUCCUCUCUGUCUGUGGUCACUGGGACCUGAUUUUAAAUAAAAAUCUAUGCAGAGAUGAGAGGUGGCUCUGAUCAAAGUUCCUUGGGUACCUUCUCUCCUCCACCCAUUCCUUGACCCUCCCUGUCCUCUAACAUGUAGCAGUGGGGGAAGUGCAAGGUAGGAGGUGCUGGGGCCAGGAUAAGUAGGGGAAGGGAUUCACAGUCAGGGCCUGAGAGAAAAGCUAUAAUGUGUCAGUACCCUUGACUGGGCUUCCCAGGUGACUCAGUGGUAAGGAACCUGCCUGCCAAUGCAGGAGACGAAAGAGAGGCAGGUUUGAUCCCUGGGUCAGGAAGAUCCCCUGGAGUAGGAAAUGACAACCCACUCCAGUAUUCUUGCCUGGAGAAUCCCAUGGACAGAGGAGCCUGUCGGGCUACAGUCCAUGGGGUCACAAAGAGUUGGACACGACUGAACACGCACCCUUGACUGGAAGUCGAAGAGAACAUAUCGAAAGCGUCAAGGGAAGCUCCUUGGACCUUAGGGAGAAGGUGGCCAAGCCCACCUUGGGCUCCUACACCCCACCCCUCUGGGAUCCCAUAACCAGGUCAGUGAGCAAAGUCAUUCUUGUGUCAGAUCAUGCUCUGUGCUACCUAAACCUAACCCCUAAUCCGGGGACUGGCAGAAAGUCCAGAGGGCAUGGUCAACUCUAGCCAGGUGGUUUGAGAGGGCUUCCUGGAGGAGGUGCCUUUUAAGUUCUACCUAAACAUGACCUGCAAAUAUCCCAAAGAGGCAGACGGGGGAUGGCAAAUGCCAAGGUCCUCAGGUGGGAAUCCUGGCCCCAGGGUUCAGGAAGCACACUCCCUGGUAGAGCUUAGUGAUCAGGGCAGAGAGGAAAGGGAGGUAACAGGGCAGCAACCGGGUCAGAUCCUGGAGGGCCUGGUGGGCCAUUGUAAGGCCCUUAGAUUUUAUCACAAGUAUGGUUAAGAACACAGUCUGCAUUUCUUUCUGUUUUCCUCCUAUUAGAACAAUAAACAUCCUGGUAUUAUCUCAGCCAUGGGCAUGAAAGGCAAACGAGGGGCCUCACAGGUUGUUUUGACCUACUUCAGAGGGAAGCCGGGGAAGGAGGCAGUAGUAGCUGGUAGCCAGGAAGCAAUUGGAUGUGUUUUCUCAGAAGGAGCAGAGAACUGAGACCACAUUCCCGGUUAACAUCGCAACAGCGGGGCACCCUCGGCUGAUGUCACCGCAGGGGGAGGAGGGGGGGGGGGUAAGGAGUCUGUCCAGGUUCCUCUUUCUCUGGGUGUCUUCCAGGAGAGGAAAAACCAAGCCAAAAGACCCUGGGGAGGCUAGAGGCAUCUGUGUUUUGGUGUGGGGCAUGGGUCAUCUUAGCGUGAGGCCCACCCUUUCCUCCCUAGCCCUCCAGCACUUGCCUCUGUCUCAUUUCAUUACUCUGGCUGCUGAUACAGCAAAGGGGAUGGGCCCAUCAGACUUCAGCCUCCAGCCCAAAGCAGUUCCCAGCUCCUUGGCCUCUGGGAAAGCUCUCAAGGGCUUUCAGCUUCAGUUUCCUAAUCUGCAAAAUGGGCAUAAUAAUUAUUUUUCAAGUGGCUUAGAUGGUAAAGAAUCUGCUUGCAAUG